Molecule: messenger RNA, 1217 nt
Organism: Corticium candelabrum
Lineage: Eukaryota; Metazoa; Porifera; Homoscleromorpha; Homosclerophorida; Plakinidae
Product: sialic acid synthase-like
Exons: 5
Coding region: 31-1092 (353 amino acids)
Biological process (GO): carbohydrate biosynthetic process
Molecular function (GO): N-acylneuraminate-9-phosphate synthase activity
Source: RefSeq, a predicted model, not a curated record
UAUUGAAGAUUUCUGAUUGCUUUCGACGGAAUGCCACUUGAAUUCGAGAUAGCCCCUGGGAGGUGGAUCGGCGGUGACCAUCCUUGCUUUUUUAUUGCGGAGAUCGGUCAGAACCACCAGGGAGAUAUCAAUAUCGCCAAGCAAAUGAUUCGUCUCGUCAAAUCUGCUGGUGCAGACUGUGCGAAGUUUCAGAAGAGUGAACUCGAAUAUAAGUUUAACAAAGCGGCGCUGGCGAGGCCCUACAUAAGCCCGCAUUCUUGGGGUAAGACAUACGGGGAACACAAGAAACAUCUAGAGUUUAGUCAAUCGCAGUUCCAUGAGCUGAAGAAAUAUGCUGAAGAAGAAGUGGGUAUUAUUUUUUCUGCGUCAGGAAUGGACCAGGCAGCUGCUGAUUUCUUGUUGGAUGAUCUUCGAGUUCCUUUCUUGAAAGUGGGAUCCGGUGAUACUAACAAUCUUCCAUUUCUGGAGCGUGCAGCUAAAAAGAAACGUCCAAUGGUCAUUUCAUCAGGUAUGCAAACCAUGGAUACCAUGAGGCAAGUCUAUCAAACAGUCAAGCCAUUAAAUCCAAAUUUUGCUUUGCUUCAGUGUACCAGUGCGUAUCCACUUGAUCCUGCUGAUGUGCACCUCAGAUGUAUUACGGCAUACCAGAAGGAGUUUCCAGACGUUCCUAUUGGCUACUCGGGACAUGAAAGUGGUCUAACAAUUUCUGUGGCAGCUGUUGCUGUUGGUGCAAAACUAGUUGAACGACAUAUCACAAUGGACAAGACAUGGAAGGGAAAUGAUCAUGCUGCCUCGCUCGAUAUGAGUGAGCUAGCAGAAUUAAUCAAACAAAUUCGAAUUGUUGAGACUGCUCUUGGUACUCCAUUAAAGGAAAUGAGAGCCAGUGAAAUAGCUUGUCACAACAAGUUGGGGAAGAGUGUGGUAGCAGCAACACAUGUCCCUUCAGGGACAACAUUGAGUAUGGAUAUGCUUGCAAUUAAGGUUGCUGAGCCCAUCGGUUUUCCGCCUCAAAGGAUUUACGAGCUGAUAGGGCGAACAACCAAGCAAGAAGUAGGGGAUGACGAAACAAUGCUGGAAGAGUACUUAGCAUGACAAUUUGUUAUAUACUAUAUUAAUUAAUGGUGCUUGUGACAAAUUGGCUGUGUUGUUUACAAAGUCUGUCCAAUUUAUGCUUUUUUGUCAGAUGUAAUGCUGUUGUAAUAAACUAAGAAAAACCA